GAGGGAAAGGGCCUGCCGCAGCUGAGGUGACGCAUCACUGCCAGGCAAACCCAAGCAGCAGCUGGGUCAGCAGGCAGCAGGAGCACAGGCCACCGUCCCCCUGGGGGUUUCAGAAUGGACCUGUGCCACCCAGACCCAGCAGAACUGAGCAGUAGGGAGACGGAGGAGCUACAGCAGAUCAAAUGGCACCGGAAGCAGCUUCUGGAAGACAUCCAGAAGCUGAAGGAGGAGAUCGCAGAUGUGUUUGCCCAAAUUGACUGCUUCGAAAGUAUGGAGGAGAGCCGGAUGGCCCAGAGGAAGAAGGAACUGUGCAUUGGACGCAAGAAGUUCAACAUGGACCCCAGCAAGGGCAUCCAGUAUCUCACUGAACACAACCUGCUGAAGCCCAACGUCCAGGACAUCGCUGAGUUCCUCCAUAAAGGGGAGGGCCUCAACAAGACAGCCAUAGGCACCUACCUGGGGGAGAGGGACCCCAUCAAUCUGCAGGUCCUCCAGGCCUUUGUGGACUGCCAUGAGUUCGCCAACCUCAACCUCGUCCAGGCCCUCAGGCAGUUUCUGUGGAGCUUCCGGCUGCCGGGAGAGGCCCAGAAGAUCGAUCGAAUGAUGGAGACCUUCGCCACCCGAUACUGCCUCUGCAACCCGGGCGUCUUCCAGUCCACAGACACCUGCUACGUCCUGUCCUUCUCCAUCAUUAUGCUCAACACCAGCCUCCACAACCCCAACGUCCGGGACAGGCCGCCCUUCGAGCGCUUUGUCUCCAUGAACCGUGGCAUAAAUGGUGGCAGCGACCUGCCUGAGGAGCAGCUGCGGAACCUCUUUGACAGCAUCAAGAGUGAGCCCUUCUCCAUCCCGGAGGACGACGGCAAUGACCUCACUCACACCUUCUUCAACCCGGACCGCGAGGGCUGGCUGCUGAAGCUGGGGGGCCGUGUGAAGACGUGGAAACGGCGCUGGUUCAUCCUAACUGACAACUGCCUCUACUACUUUGAGUUUACCACCGACAAGGAGCCACGAGGGAUCAUACCACUUGAGAACCUCUCAGUCCAGAAGGUGGAUGACCCCAAGAAACCAUUCUGCCUGGAGCUCUACAACCCCAGCUGCCAGGGCCAGAAGAUAAAGGCCUGCAAGACAGAUGGCGAUGGCAAGGUGGUGGAGGGCAAGCACGAAUCCUACCGGAUCUCAGCCGCCAGCGCCAAGGAGCGGGACCAGUGGAUCGAGGCCAUACGAGCCAGCAUCACCCGCGUCCCCUUCUAUGACCUAGUCUCUGCUAGAAAGAAGAAGAUUACCAGCGAGCAGUGAGCUUCCUGGGGAGAUGGCUCUGGGGGCCAGCAUCCUGGGAACCCCACGACUUGUGGUGCCUGGAGACCCACCUCUCACCCCUAGUGCACCCUUUCCUGGUCUUCAGAUGUCAGCUGACAGUGGGGCAGGAACUGGAGCUCAGGAGAUUGGGUGGCCCUCUGCCUGAGCAGGGCUCAUCACAUACACAGCUCAGUCCCAUGGAGAGGACCCCUGGAGACGCCAGGAGCUUGAACCCCAGGGUUCCUGUCCCACCUUCGUCUCCAACUCACUGUGUGACCUCUGCUUCGUCAUGCAUCCUCUCUGGGUCUUGACCAAAUGAGGUGUUUGGACUAGAGGUGUCUUGGCCCCUUUGAGCUCUGUGGCUGUUUCUCAAAGCCCACUUUGGAUACUGGGUACUGGCACCACCCCCACCCCCAGGCAUGGCAGGAGCAGCCCCAGUUUGGGGCGGGAGGGGAGGGGUGCAGCGGUCAGCUGGACAGCCUUCUCCUCCCCAGCUGCCUCCUCUCGGCGAAGGUCAAGAUUACACUGGGCCUCCCCUGAGGAGCUUUCAGCUCAAGAGCCUGUAUCUGUUUACUGAGCCGGGGCAGGCCGUGGGUGGAAGGUCACCAGGGAAUCAAGAGCUUCCUUCAAGGAAGUCCGUUCAAAGGAAAGCGGCAGGUGGGACCCCUCAAGGAAACACCAGAGAGCAUCCCAGACAGAUGGAACUCAAGCAAGACUGGCAGUUUAACCAAGAGACCGAGAAGACUGUGCUUUGUACGUUGUUAUCAGGAGGGCUGCCUGGAGGCGAGAGCAGAGCUGAUGAGAGACACAGGGCUCAUGCCUGGUGAGGCAGAGUCUCAGCCACAGCUUCCCUGCUGGACCACAGGCCAGGGGUACUGUGGUGUGACAGACAGCCCCAGUGAGCCCCAGAGUCCCAAGACCCGCUGCAGCAGUCCUACCAGAGUAGAGCUGACAUCCCCGCCCAGGCAAGCGGCUCUGUCUCCAGGGAGCACCCAGCCUGGAGGAGGAUUCCAUGAACAGGCUGCUUCUUAGAAGCACUUCUCGCCCCUUCACACAGGCCCCAGAGAGUUCCUGGAGGGAAAUUCCCUGGCAGGGGAACAGCAGAUGGAGUUGCCUCUGCCCCACUGCCAAGCUGUGUGGGCGAGCAGGAGCCAGGUGGAUUCCCCAGGAGGAGCAGCAGCUCCAAGGGCAGCCCCUCCCCCCCUACACACACACCCUUCCACAGGGCCUGGGCUGCUCAAGAAUGGAGUAGCUGCCUUGUGAGGUGGUGAGAUUCCUGUCCCUGGAGGUGUGCAAGCAUCUGGUAAUGAUAUUGCACCAGCAAGGGUCUGGGUUGGCAUCUGCUGGAAGAUAAAGCAGAGGCCUUGCUGGAUAUCUGAGGACUUCUGCAGACCCCAGCCUGGGAGCUGAGCUCUACCUCUGUCGCCCCGUUUGGCCCAUAAAGUGGCAGUCAGGAAUUGUGGAAGGAGAACUGGGCUGGGAGUCAGGAGGCUGGAUGGAGGUCCUCUCUUGCCUCUGGCACACACUGGCUGAGUGACUUUGGCCCACUCCUUGCCCUCUCUGGUCCUCAACUUCCUCCUCCACCACUAAGUGGGUGGAAACAGUGACUUUCCGGGUACAAGCGGCUGUUCUGGAAAUCACUCAGAGGCGAGAAUAAAGCUCAUGAUCCAGCUCGUGA
Loxodonta africana (African savanna elephant) is the source of this 2977-nucleotide messenger RNA. RefSeq names its product cytohesin 4 (gene CYTH4). Lineage: Eukaryota; Metazoa; Chordata; Mammalia; Proboscidea; Elephantidae. Gene Ontology annotation, molecular function: guanyl-nucleotide exchange factor activity. Bases 115 to 1299 code for a protein of 394 amino acids. The transcript has 13 exons. Gene Ontology annotation, biological process: regulation of ARF protein signal transduction. The record is from RefSeq and is a predicted model, not a curated record.